This is a messenger RNA of Trypanosoma grayi, 2460 nucleotides long. RefSeq lists its product as hypothetical. The coding region runs from base 1 to 2460 and encodes 819 amino acids. The record is from RefSeq and is a predicted model, not a curated record. NCBI's taxonomy places the organism in Eukaryota, Euglenozoa, Kinetoplastea, Trypanosomatida, Trypanosomatidae. The transcript has a single exon.
AUGUCAGCUGUCCAGUCGUCUGUCUCGCACGGCCAACAUGUCCUCAACAGCCGUGUGCAGCGGUCAAUGGAGGGGUGGUCGAUCAUCGAGAAGAUCACAGACUUCACACACGCCGUCUGCCGCGUGAAGGACGGCAGGGGCUCUGCGAUUCUGAUCGCCCUGCCGAAUCAGCAGCAUGGUGGGCAAUGCAGUGCAAUGGACACGGGCCGAGCUGGACAAGCCCACCACCACCACCACCACCAACAGCAGCAGCAGACGAGGGGUGACGAGAACAUUGGUGUGCUGCUAACCACAUCCUUCGUGUUCCAGAAUCGCGAGGAGGCACGAGGGGCGACGGUAAUGUUCCUCGAGCAACCAGUCGCAGGAACGAACGCGCGGCAGGGGCGGCGUGUGGAGCCGCUCGAGGUGGCGGUGCAAGUGGACAAGGUCUUCGUCUGCUCCACCUCCUGCCCCCCGUCACGGCGGCCCACGCAUGCAGGCCUCUCGUCGGCGUCGUCUCGCGCAAGUCAGUGGGCUGUUGCCGACGACGAUGACGACGACGACACUAACGGUGCGUCAGAGGACGAGUUGGGCUACACCAUGACGAUGUGUGACAUGACGCCGCUCGUCGACGGCGCUUCUCCUUGGUCGCCUGCCACCGCGCGUGGGCAAGACCUCUCAGCACCGGGGGACGCCGGCGGCUUUUCGUUUCUCCCGCCGCUGCGGCACAACUCCACCUCUCCGUUGUCGGUGGAGCGGAUAGAUUCGCCGAGUUCGACAUUCGAGUCUGGGCUCUGUGGCAGUAGUGUUGGCUGUACCGGAAUGCGGACAUCAACAACCCAGCAGAGGGGGCUCCCGAUUAGGCCCCUUCCACUGCCACUCCUGCUCUCGCGUAUCCCCCCAGUUUGUGUGGGGGAUCGCCACCUUAUGAUCACACACACCAACGGCAUGGAACGGCACUAUGUGGUGCAAGCAGUGAAGUAUGUAGGGAAGGAUUCAUGCGAGUACGACUUCUUUGAUCCCGCCUGUGAGUUCAGUAGCGGUGGCCCGAUCUUUAACAUGCACGGGGACUUUGUGGGCUUACAGCACCAGAGUGGUGAUCACAGUUAUGGCAUCUUUAUUUCCUCCAUUGUGCGGCAUCUGUUCCAAUCGACGUUUCUAGGGCUUUGUCGUCUGCCGAUCGUUGACGUUAGCAGUCAAACAGAGGAAAUGUUUGACAUGCGGGCAGUGGUACCAGAUGAGGUGUUCAACCAGCCAUUCCACAUCAAUCAACGAUACUGCGUGCUAAAUGUUGGCGCGGGCGAUCAGCUGAUUGAGUAUGAAGACUUUAAGAGGCUGCGUCUGCGUAAUGAUAUUCAAGGCUCCACGCAGCCGCCAUCUCUUGUGGCACCAGAUGGCGCCUCCGUCUGGCAAGAGUUCUACGCUGACUUUGGUAGUCUCGUUCACAUUCUACACGCCUUUUCGCACGCUCCGAAGUUGGCAAAACUUGCGCUAGUGGAAAUGACAAGCCAUGAGCACCGACAUCACCUACCGAACGUUGCAUCGCUUGGUGGAAUUGGCGCUGUACUGGAGAUCAUUGACGGCUAUCCGCAGUAUGAGGAGCUUGUGCUGGCCGCCCUCACAGUACUCGCUCGAACCUCACUCUACAAGCCGAACCGUGAGGCGAUGUGGCGCUGUGAUGGCGUUCUGACAGUGCUUGAGAUAAUGAAUGAGUACUCCCACCAUCCGUCUAUUCAGCAGUGGGGAUUUUGCUGCUUGUACAAUGUGAUGGCCGCCGACUCACCCGUACGAACGGAAGCUGUUGCUCUAUUUGCACGCAGUCAAGGCAUUGCGUUGGCGAUUGAAGCUCUCCGCGUACACCAGGGCGAACGCCACGUUCUACGUCACACCGGCUUCGCACUUAGUUGCGUGGCAGACGAGGAUAUACGCUAUGCGCAUACCAUGGUGAAUGGUGGCAUCGCAAAGAUUAUUAUUGAUUGCAUGAAAGGCAGUAGCGAUGACCCCUUUGUUUUUUUGGGGUUGGCAACACUGUUACACAAGUUGUUGCGGCACAGUCUCAAUGAUAGGGAGCUUCUUACGCUAGACAGCACUGUGUCGUCUCUACCAUGGCAGUGUGGCGAGGCCGUUGAAAGGACAAAGACUUAUUCCAAGCGGGAUGCUGAACACGCUUCCGCCUGCAAGGAUCCUGUGGGCUGUGCUCUGCUCGAUACAUUGGUGGAGGGAAAGGUACUAACGAUCCUCGGAACUGUCAUGGCCUGCGAAUCGCAGGACACGUACUCAAGUGCGGCAGUGGCAUUGCUCUAUGAGUGCAUUGGGUCUGUUGUCGUGAUGCUAAUGUUUCGCUUAUUGGAACUAGAGGAGGAACUUGCCGGUAGUUCUCUUACAGAGACGUGCCGGCGGAUCAUACAGAAUUUCCCCACUGAGAAGGUGCUGCUGCAGCAGGCGAAGAGAAUAGUGUGCCUGCUUCCAUCCUCCACCUGA